Exophiala oligosperma is the source of this 2133-nucleotide messenger RNA. RefSeq lists its product as uncharacterized. Gene Ontology annotation, molecular function: DNA-binding transcription factor activity, RNA polymerase II-specific; zinc ion binding; DNA binding. Gene Ontology annotation, cellular component: nucleus. Bases 1 to 2133 code for a protein of 710 amino acids. Gene Ontology annotation, biological process: regulation of DNA-templated transcription; DNA-templated transcription. The transcript has 7 exons. Lineage: Eukaryota; Fungi; Ascomycota; Eurotiomycetes; Chaetothyriales; Herpotrichiellaceae. The record is from RefSeq and is a predicted model, not a curated record.
AUGACUACUACUACGACUACUUCAGGGCGGCCGAGACGAGCCUGUGAGAUUUGUAAGCGCCAGAAGAUCCGUUGCUCCGGAGAGAGGCCUAUGUGCGAGCGAUGCCGUCGACUUAAUCACAGCUGUGUCUACCAGAAUGACAGGGCACCAGGCGGGUCGAAAAGAAAACCUCGGCAAGGUUUCAGCAUUGGUGCAAGUGGCUCGCUCCCAUUUGCAUCCCGCCCAUCAUCGCGAAGCGAGAGAUUGGCCUCUGGCAUGAGCGAUGCAGACCACGUCAAUAAAGUGGUAGAAUCGACAAAGGUACUGCGAGAGCCAGUACUUGAAAGAUCUUAUGAGCUUGCUGUCCCUGGGCCGCUCGUUGUGAAGCUGAUUGAUGUGUAUUUUGAAAAUGUUUACAAUGCAAGUCUGCUACUUCACAAAGGACACUUUCUCGAGACUCUAGCAGCAGGAGUAGCUCGCCCGCAUGUCGUCCUGAGCGUCUGUGCCUUGGCAUCAAACUACUAUCGAGAUGAAAAUGGUCAUCAUACCUUGAAAGAUCAUGGAUUUAUGAUUGAAUGGGCUCGACGUGCCGGUAGGAUUGUUUUUUCGGACGUCGAAAGCUUCCAUGACGACAAUUUAGUCACCUUCGUGAACUUGAGUCUGUUCUGGCACAGCCAAGGUUCCUGGAGAACGUUCUAUCUUCACAAAGGCAAUUCACUCAACUUGUUGGUCAUUUUGGGUUUGAGACCUUGUUCACAACCUGACGAGGAUCCGUGGGUGGCUGAAUUACGUCGACGUCGCCUCUGGGCCUGCUAUCUCAUGCACUGCCAGAAUUCGGAAAGUCCAUCUCGAUUUCCCAUCGCUGGAAUCGAGGAUCUUGAGUUGCCAUGGCCAGAAAAGGAUUUCAAUGGAAUGGUCAGUCAGUACAGAGGUCUUCCGGUUACGCUACGUUCUGGUGGAUGCUCUGGGAGCAUCUGGUCAAAUAUCAUCAGGGCAAUGACUCUAUGGUCCUCCGUGGUCAGUUUCAUCAAAAGUCCCGAUCCAGAUCUCAACGCAAAGGUGGCUAGAAUUCAGGUUUUAGAUGAGGAAUUAUCCCAGUGGUGGCAAGGCAUUCCGGAUGACCUGGUAUUGACACCAUCAAACAUUGCGAAAGUUCAGAAAGAUCAAGUUCCGAACAUCCUCUUGCUCAACGUCGUUUACCACCAGUCACUUUGCGCCUUACAUUCGUCCAUUGUGCCUCUUUUCUCUUGGGGCGAAGGCGACGUGUCUUGCGCCACGGCCAGGCAGAUCUCAGCGCAAGAGGCCUACGAGCAUGCUUGCACCGCUUCCGAACUAUUUGAUGCGGUGCUUUCAGGCUAUGACGGGGUCAGUGCGAUGCCGAGCUUCAUCGCAUAUGCUGCAUACUGUGGUUGCGCGAUCCAGAUCCCCUUUAUGCGGAGCUCCAAUUAUUCAAUCGGGAAAAGGGCUCGAGCAAAUGUCGGCGCCAACGUGAAAUUGUUGCAGAUCAUGGCAAGCUACUGGAGAUUUGCAUGUUUAUUGAGAACCUACUGUCGGUGGCUGCUUGACCGGCACCUGAGGAGCCCUACGGUACUCGAGAGCGAGCCGCGGUUUGUCGACAUCGAGAAGCUGACCAGCUUCGAGGGAAAUUCUCCUUACACAAGAGCAUCCAUCCUUGAAUCUAUUGGCGUGCUUCACUCAGGAGACCAUGGUUAUGCCCUUCCAGGCAAGGAGAUGGCCGCUUUCGCGACUGACCAACAUGGCGGUGAAAGGGGCCUUGCCCCUGACCUAUCCGUUCAUGAUAACUCGGAAGAUAUCUCCUCUGUCCAAAACCGCAGCGACCUAUCUGAGAACGAUCGGAGUGAAGAAUACUCAGCAUCAGCAGGAACAAUAUUACCCUCGCUACUACAGAAUCAACAGCAGUUCCUGGAACACGACAAAACACCACCACAAUGCAGGUCAGAAGAGACUUGCUCACAAACUUUUGCGGAUCAGACGCUCGACAUCUUCCACGCCGGCCAUGGUCCUCAAUUCCAAAACUUUUUCCCGGACGACGACAUGCCUGAUCUCUCGAUAUUUGACCCAAGUUCGUUCAACUUGGACUGGCAUGACCUGAAUCCCUUGGACAAUGGCGGUCAUUUUACUAUGGAAUACUAA